Molecule: messenger RNA, 594 nt
Organism: Pelmatolapia mariae (spotted tilapia)
Lineage: Eukaryota; Metazoa; Chordata; Actinopteri; Cichliformes; Cichlidae
Product: dnaJ homolog subfamily C member 5-like
Exons: 4
Coding region: 1-594 (197 amino acids)
Source: RefSeq, a predicted model, not a curated record
AUGUCUGACGGCAGGCAGCGCGCUCUGUCCACCUCUGGAGAGUCUCUGUAUCACAUCCUGGGGCUGGAGAAAGGCUGCAGCCAUGACGACAUCAAGAAGUCGUACAGGAAGCUGGCGCUGCGGUACCACCCCGAUAAGAACCCGGACAACCCGGAGGCGGCGGAGAAGUUCAAGGAGCUGAACAGCGCCCACGCCGUCCUGAGCGACCUCACCAAGAGGAACAUCUACGAUUCGUAUGGCUCGCUGGGACUCUACGUGGCCCAGCAGUUUGGAGAGGACAACGUCAACACAUACUUCAUGCUGUCCACCUGGUGGGCCAAGGGUCUGUUCGUGCUCUGCGGGAUCGUCACCGGCUUUUACUGCUGCUGCUGUCUCUGCUGCUGCUGCAACUGCUGCUGCGGCAAACUCAAGCCGCCACCCACAGGAGAGGGGGCGGAGCCAGACUACGCCUCCCCCGACGACCUGGAGGAGGAGAUCCGCAACGAACCUGAAAAUGACGUCGAAGCUCCGAUUGUUCACCAGCCGACGAACGCCAGCGAGAAAACUCAGCUGAUUGGCGAUGGCCACCGCAGGUACGGGGACACCUACACAUGA